Molecule: messenger RNA, 637 nt
Organism: Galeopterus variegatus (Sunda flying lemur)
Lineage: Eukaryota; Metazoa; Chordata; Mammalia; Dermoptera; Cynocephalidae
Product: zinc finger and BTB domain-containing protein 40-like
Exons: 2
Biological process (GO): regulation of transcription by RNA polymerase II
Cellular component (GO): nucleus
Molecular function (GO): RNA polymerase II cis-regulatory region sequence-specific DNA binding; DNA-binding transcription factor activity, RNA polymerase II-specific
Source: RefSeq, a predicted model, not a curated record
AUUCUGAACAUUUCCUCUGAGACAGCCAGCCCUGAAGCUUCUCUGAGAGCAGUGCUGAGCAGAGCCAUGGAAAAAUCAGUCUCAGCCAUUGAAAUAUGUCACCUCCUGUGCAGUGUCCACAGAUCGUUUCCAGGCCUGCAGCCUGUCAUGCAGGAGUUAGCAUACAUUGGUUUCCUUACUAAGGAAAAUGGAGAGAAGGAAACGUGGAAGUUUAAUAAUGAAUUUCACCUUAAAGCCAAUGGCAAAGAAGAUGAAAACGCAGCUGAGCCAGCCAAAGAAGCCUGCCAGUCUGGGGAACAAAACAAGGAAGGAGAGACUGGUUCCUUGCCAGAACACCAAGAGAAAGACACUUCUGCCUCCCCAGACUCUGCCAAGAAGAGCUUCGUCUGUAAAGCCUGCGACAAAAGCUUUCAUUUCUACUGCCGCCUAAAGGUGCACAUGAAGCGCUGCCGGGUGGCCAAGAGCAAAGAAGUGCAGUGUAAUGAAUGCAGUGAGACCAAGGAGUCUAAGAAAGAACUGGAGAAGCAUCAGCUGGAGGCCCAUGGUGCAAGUGGAGAGCCUGACGUCCCCAAGAAGAAGAAGAAGAGGCUUCCUGUGACAUGCGACCUCUGUGGAAGAGAAUUUGCCCAUGCCUCAG